Messenger RNA from Sclerotinia borealis F-4128, 759 nucleotides. The record is from the annotation of a GenBank genome assembly. Lineage: Eukaryota; Fungi; Ascomycota; Leotiomycetes; Helotiales; Sclerotiniaceae.
AUGCAAACGAGCCAGCACAAAGUUCUACAAGUUCAAUUUCUUGAAGCGAACUACAAAUUCGAACUUUGUAAAACGAAUGGUGAUCAACAAACGAAUCUUGAUAUCUCGAAUUCAAAGACUGUUACUAUAAAGGUUACUGCUCAGCAAAUCAAUCAACAUGGAAACAAUCGCAUGUUCAUCUGUCGAUAUCUUUCAGCCAAUGAUCAAGACCAAGAUCAAGAUUCCGAUCAUAACAACGACUCGAAGCCUCCCAAGAUAUUUAUUGCCAAAGAGUUUGGGGAUAAUAAAGAUGAACUUGAUACUUAUGAGCGUCUCGCAUCUUUACAAGGCGUUUAUAUUCCUAAGUGCUUCGGGGAAAUUUGUUGGAAGGAUGAAGAUGAGACAGAUACUGAUGCCGAAAACGAUCUUAUGUAUUACAAAUACAAAAAGGCUUUGGAAGUUAUUGGAAAUAAAGAGAUAUUUCAUGGGGAUAUUGCAUUUAGGAAUCUUAUGUGGUCGGAGAACAGAGGUGUAAGGAUUAUCGAUUUUGAGAACGCGAAAAUGGAGACUGAAAUAUUAAUGAGAGGUGGAAAUUCGGUUCAGCGACAAAACUUUAUCGAUUUGAAAUGUCUUUUCAAAGUGGAGGAUAACGAUAUCAUUCGUGAGAAUUUGCCAAUCAGAUUUACCAGACAGGUAUUGGAGCCACCUGUUUUGUCAAAGGAGAUGCUGGAACGAUACUGGCUGGACCGGAAGAUAGGUGAACGAUUGGAGGAAAAUUAG